This is a messenger RNA of Leptidea sinapis, 632 nucleotides long. It is a transcript of the gene ghi, whose product is annotated as serine palmitoyltransferase small subunit A. The transcript has 3 exons. The record is from RefSeq and is a predicted model, not a curated record. Bases 362 to 577 code for a protein of 71 amino acids. NCBI's taxonomy places the organism in Eukaryota, Metazoa, Arthropoda, Insecta, Lepidoptera, Pieridae.
GCAAUUUCAACAUGGUAAAAAUUGCAAUACAAUUAAAAAGUAGAGUUAGUUAUUUAAUUGCGUCAGAACAUUAAAAAUGAAUUUUAUAAUUUGGAGCUUAUAUUUAGUUAUUUUCGGGGCCAAUCUCCAGAUGGCGCCAGCUUUCAAAUGGACAGCUCAUAAUGCGUAGAGAGGGCUCUCUUUUCCCUAUAUAUUAUUAUACUCUUUGAUAAAAGUGUUCUGUGAGUUUCAAACUUGUAGGGCACAGUGCAGUUCACAGAACACUUUUACUGUGACUUUUACUCUGUGCAGUUUUACUGGAAUAAAUAAUCCAGGGUGUAAAGUAUAUCAAAUUUUAUAACUCAAAAUAAAAUAAAAUAAAAUGAAUUUCAUUAAAAGUGUUCGUGAGUUUCUCUGUUACUGGUACUUGAGGUAUUUACUAGCUACUGAGCUGUAUAUGGUGGAGCCAUGGGAAAGAACUGUAGUUCAUAUUCUAAUGAUUGUUACAUUUGCAGUAUUCUGGUACUUCAACUAUUCAAUAGUUUUGUAUGGAAUAUCACACAUAAGGGAUUGUCCACAGCACUUUAUAACAUCGUGAACUCUAAUUAAAAUGUUGUUAAUGUUUGUAUUAUAAAUAAAUAUUUAUUUAUGUA